Molecule: messenger RNA, 1203 nt
Organism: Prunus armeniaca (apricot)
Lineage: Eukaryota; Viridiplantae; Streptophyta; Magnoliopsida; Rosales; Rosaceae
Source: the annotation of a GenBank genome assembly
AUGAUGUCCUCCGACAACACACCGCCAGGGAAGCCUCCGCCCGGCACAAAAGGCGGUGAGAGCCUAGCAGCAGGAGGAGGUGGAGGAGGAGGAGCAAGCAGCCGGGCGAAGCCCACGUCAUCAUCAUCCUCAGGAGCAAAGCAGCAGCAUCCGCCACCGGAGCAAUCCCUCAAGUGCCCGAGAUGCGACUCGCCCAACACCAAAUUCUGCUACUACAACAACUACAGCCUCACGCAGCCACGUCACUUCUGCAAGACCUGCCGGAGAUACUGGACCAAAGGCGGCGCCUUACGCAAUGUCCCCAUCGGCGGAGGCUGCCGGAAGAACAAGAGAGUGCGGUCGUCGUCCUCGAAUUCCAGGCUCUCCUGCAGCCUCGACUCGAAAGAUUCCGCGGGCUCUUCCUCCUCGGAGAAUAUGAUGCUGGGCGGCUUAAAGUUCUUCCAUGGCAUUUCUCCUCCCAUGGAUUUUCAGCUCGGCGGCCUAUCAUCUUUGCCUAGCAGGCUCCACCAUAACCCUUCAUCUGGAAUCAGUUAUAAUAACAACAACAACCAGUUUUCGGCUUUUGGAGACGUUUCGGGUACUUCUGGAUUGACUAUAAGCACUCCUCUUGACACAUCAGCCUCUUGUAAUUCUUUUCUGGGUUUCAAUUAUCCUCUCACUUUGGGCGGCGGAGGGGGCGGUGGAGCAGGCGGUGGCGGUGAUGGGUUUAGUGCUACUCAGAAUAUGAUGAGCUCUAUGAAUGUUCAUAGUAGCCUUGCGUCGUCGAUUGAGUCUUUGAGCUCCAUUAACCAAGACCUUCACUGGAAAUUGCAACAGCAGAGGCUGGCCAUGUUGUUUGGGAGUGGCAAUGAUCAUGAUCAGUCAACUCAGACAACGCAGUCUCAGCUAGAACAGCAGCAGAAAACGCAGCAGAUUGCACCCAUAAGCUUGUUUCAGAAUCUGGAGGUUUCAUCAAAAGCUGAUCAUCAGCAUCAACAUCAAGUUGUUGGCACUCAUGGAAGAAGAGAAGGUGCAAGUGCGAGCGGAGAUACAGCGACGGAGUGGUUCUUUGGGAAUUCAUAUGCGCCGCCAGUGACUCCGACUCCAACCAACAGCGGAGGUGGAAACGGUGGUGGCGGCGGCAAUGAAAACACAAGCAACUGGCAGCAUGGAAUUCAAGCGUGGAGUAGCCAUGAUUUGCAGCAAUAUAAUGCUUUGCCCUAG